Messenger RNA from Galendromus occidentalis (western predatory mite), 1977 nucleotides. RefSeq names its product sodium-dependent noradrenaline transporter-like. Gene Ontology annotation, biological process: sodium ion transmembrane transport; amino acid transport; nitrogen compound transport. Bases 1 to 1977 code for a protein of 658 amino acids. NCBI's taxonomy places the organism in Eukaryota, Metazoa, Arthropoda, Arachnida, Mesostigmata, Phytoseiidae. Gene Ontology annotation, cellular component: plasma membrane. The record is from RefSeq and is a predicted model, not a curated record. The transcript has 16 exons.
AUGAAGGACCAUAGCAUCGUGACUCCGUCGCAGGAGGACACAAGUGAAACUGAAAUGGACACUCCCCCGUCAAAGGCCGGGAAAAUUGCGAAAAAGAAAUUGCGACGCCUAACCAAAGAUGAUGGAUACUGUUCAUACACAAGUACGCCCAUAUCCUGCGACACAGCAGCCAUUGAACGUCUUAGCGGAAGCGGGAGUCACACCCAAGUCGUACUCGUCGGCAACAGUUUAUCGAACGCUGCCGGUCGCGAUGAACACAGUCCGACAGAAAGGAACUCAAUCCAUUCGAAAGAAGAUGGCGAUCGACCACAAUGGCAAUCGAAAGCGGACUUCUUGCUCUCGAUCAUAGGCUUCGCUGUAGAUUUAGCGAACGUAUGGAGAUUCCCAUAUUUGUGCUACAAAAACGGGGGAGGAGUGUUUCUUAUUCCUUAUACACUUAUGUUAUUGUUUGGCGCUCUACCGCUGUUCUACAUGGAACUCGUCAUCGGGCAAUAUAAUCGCUCAGGGCCCAUCAGCGUUUGGAACAUGUGUCCUCUGUUCAAAGGUGUCGGCUACUGUGCUGUUUUGAUAUCGUGGUACGUGUCGUUUUAUUACAAUGUCAUCAUUGGUUGGGCAAUCUACUUCGUCAUAUCAUCGUUCUCCUCGGAGCUCCCUUGGUCGACUUGUGGGAAUCCUUGGAAUACUCCGACUUGCUACUCGGGCGCGAAGGAGGCUGGCAUCGCCGCAGAAAACCGAACUUCGGCGGCGCUCGAAUUUUUCAAUCGAGGAGUUCUAGAACUGCACACGUCGAGUGGUAUGCAUGAUCUUGGUGUACCGAAGUGGCAGCUCGUGGUUUGCGUCUUCUUUGUCUUCUGUAUCCUGUACGUUGCUCUCUGUAAAGGUGUCAAUUCAUCGGGAAAGGUCGUUUGGUUUACCGCCACCGCUCCUUACGUCAUCCUUACCAUACUGCUCAUAAGGGGGGUUUUCUUGCCUGGAGCGGACGAAGGAGUUUUAUAUUACUUGAGACCAGACGUUUCGAAACUGUACGACAGCAAAGUUUGGGUCGACGCAGCGGUCCAGGUAUUUUUCUCGGUUGGGGUUGGAUUCGGCGUUCAUCUGACUUACGCAUCGUACAACCCAUUUACGAACAAUUGUUAUAAGGAUUGUCUUAUGACCGCUUGCGUGAACAGCGGUACAUCCUUCUAUUCUGGAUUCGUCAUAUUCGUCUACUUGGGCUACAUGGCGAAGAAGCAAGGCGUUCCUAUCGAUAAGGUCGCAACCGAAGGACAUGGACUCGUAUUCCAAGUGUAUCCCGAAGCUAUAUCGACUCUUCCCGGUGCUCCCUUCUGGUCGGUGCUAUUUUUCGUCAUGCUACUGACUCUUGGUCUCGACAGCGCUAUGGGAGGACUGGAAUCCGUCAUCACCGGGCUCAUGGACGAGUUUAAGUUUCGCAUUGGACGAUGGAAAAUUCCGAGGGAAUUGUUCACUGUGUUCGUCCUAUGCGCUUCGUUCUCAAUGUCGAUGAUCAACGUCACCAGGGGAGGUGGAUACAUGGUCACCUGGUUUGACACAUAUGCCGCGGGAAUAUCUUUGCUGUGCAGUGCGCUCUUCGAAGCUCUCGCCGUGUCCUGGGUCUAUGGACUCGAUCGCUUCUCAGGAGAUAUUCAACAAAUGCUCGGAAUCACUCCUGGGUUCUUCUGGCGGGGCUGCUGGAAAUUCGUGUCACCGCUCUUCCUGGUGAUCGUGAUCAUUUCCGCCAUCUUUGGAUCGGGUCCGGUCGAGUAUAAUGAUUACAUCUACCCACCCUGGACAGAAGCUAUCGGUUGGGCUUUCGCGCUAUCUUCGGUCGCUAUGAUUCCCAUAAUUGCGUCGUAUAAGCUCUACAACGCUAGAGGGUCUCUGAAGGAGAGGAUUCGUAUUACGACACAACCCAUCCGAGAUGAGAACCAUCCGGGGACGAUCCGAGAAAAACAGAGGAAUCCCGUGGUAGAAUUGUGA